Molecule: messenger RNA, 7902 nt
Organism: Lates calcarifer (barramundi perch)
Lineage: Eukaryota; Metazoa; Chordata; Actinopteri; Centropomidae
Gene: slc44a1b
Product: solute carrier family 44 member 1b
Exons: 16
Coding region: 93-2126 (677 amino acids)
Biological process (GO): transmembrane transport
Cellular component (GO): membrane
Molecular function (GO): transmembrane transporter activity
Source: RefSeq, a predicted model, not a curated record
UCGCUGCUGUCCUCAGUCUGACAGCAACACCAGGACUCUGCAGGACUCUCCAGGACCAAACAGGACCAAACAGGAUUCUCCUCUACAGGGCCAUGGACCCAAAGCGUUUGUCCUCCAGCUCUCAGCAGCAGGUUCGCCUCAGGAAGAAGAGGACAAAGAGAGAAUGGAGACCGCUGGAGGACCGGAGCUGCACGGACCUGCCCUGGUUCCUGCUCUUCACCGUCUUCUGCGUCGGCAUGGGCAGCAUCUGCGGCUUCACCAUCGUCACCGGCGGCGCCGCUCGCCUCGUCUUUGGAUAUGACAGCUACGGCAACACCUGCGGUCGACGCAACGAACAGAUCGAAGGCGUCAAGCUCAGCGGCCUCGACCACAGAGACAGGAAGUUUGUCUUCUUCCUGGAUCCCUGCAACAUCGACAUCGUUCAGAGGAAAAUCAAGUCCAUGGCUCUGUGUGUGUCUCUGUGUCCCACGGAGGAGCUGAAGACCUACCAGGACCUGAAGAGGUUCGCCAUGGUCAACGGCUCUGAGCUGUGCUCCUACGAGUUAGCGGGUCAUAAAUACCCCGGUCUACCUGAGAGGUUCACAAAGUGUCCCAAACUCCCUGUUCCACCCAGUAAGCCGUUGCCGGUGUUUAACCGCUGCACUCCGGUGGAUAUUUCCUGUUAUGCGAAGUUUGCGGAGGCUGUGGUGACGUUUGUGGGCGAUAACAGCGUCCUGCACCGACUGAUCGCCGGCGUCGCCGCCAGUAAAGAGAUCAUCAUCGGACUGUGUGUGCUCGCUCUGGUCCUCUCUAUGAUCCUCAUGGUGAUCAUUCGGUACAUCUCCGCCAUCCUCGUCUGGAUCCUCACCUCGCUGGUCGUCCUCGGAUCCCUCGCGGGGACCAGCGUCCUCUGGUGGCUCUACAUCGACCACCGGCUGUACGGAAACGACACCUCCUCCAAAGCAGCGAAGGAGACGAAAGAGGAGGUGGAGAUCACCAGAGACAGCGGACAGGCGCUGCUCGUCUACGCCGUCGCCGCCACUGUCUUCACCAUCAUCCUGCUGCUGCUGAUGCUGUUCAUGAGGAAACGAGUGGCUCUGACCAUCGCUCUGUUCCACGUAGCGGGGAAAGUCUUCAUCCACCUCCCCCUCCUCACCCUGCAGCCCUUCGUCACCUUCCUCGCCCUCCUGCUCUUCUGGAUCUACUGGAUCCUGGUCCUGCUCUUCCUGGGAACCACCGGAAACCCGGUUCAGAAUGAGGAGACAGGGUUAACAGAGUUCAGACUGACAGGUCCUCUUCAGUACCUGACCUGGUACCACGCUGUGGGUCUGGUCUGGAUCAGUGAGUUCAUCCUGGCCUGUCAGCAGAUGACUGUUGCCGGUGCUGUGGUCACAUAUUACUUCACCAGGGACAAGAACCGACUCCCGGUGACCCCGAUCCUGUCCUCGGUCCUGAGGCUGGUCCGGUAUCACCUGGGCACGGUCGCUAAAGGAUCCUUCAUCAUCACACUGGUCAAGAUCCCCAGACUCAUCCUCAUGUACAUCCACAACCAGCUCAAAGGAAAGGAGAACGCGUGUGCUCGCUGUCUGCUGAAAACUUGUAUCUGCUGUCUGUGGUGUUUGGAGAAGUGCCUCAACUAUCUCAAUCAGAAUGCAUAUGCAGCCACAGCCAUCAACAGCACCAGUUUCUGCACGUCUGCGCGCGACGCCUUUGUGAUCCUGGUGGAAAACGCUCUGCGCGUCGCCACAAUCAACGCCGUCGGAGACUUUGUGCUCUUCCUGGGGAAGAUCCUGAUCGUGACGUCGACGGCGUUCGCCGGCGUCCUCCUCCUGAACUACCAGCGGGAUUACGCAGAGUGGCUGCUGCCGCUCAUCAUCGUGUGUCUCUUCUCCUUCCUGGUGGCUCACUGCUUCCUGUCCAUCUUUGAGAUCGUGGUGGACGUCCUCUUCCUCUGCUUCGCCAUCGACACCAAGUACAACGACGGCACCCCGGGGAAGGAGUUCUUCAUGGACAAAGCUCUGAUGGAGUUCGUGGAGAGCAGUAGGCGGUUGGAGCGCGCGGUGGAGCGUGGGAGGAGCCGGGUGAAGGAGGUAGCGUCAGAGGGGGCGGAGAUGAAGCCCAUGGCUCCGGGGACGAGUUCAGCUUGACCAAAAUCAGCCAAUGGGACUUCUUAAAAAACAAAAAACAAAACAAAAACAAAAACAAAAAAAAAAAAAAAAAGAGAGAGACAUUCCAAAUGUUUAUUUUUACCAACGUGUAACAUGUUUACUAUGGUUUCACUCCAGGGAAAACGAUAUUUUAAUAAGAAACUGUAAAAACGUAACAAUGUAAUGAUGCACUUUAUAUUGAAGCGCUGCAGAUUUUAAACCGGCUGAUGCAUUUUUUCGUAGUGAUGUCGUUUUUUAUAAAACUAAAGCAUCUGGUCUCACUCUGAACUCAUCGCUCACACUUCAGUUCCUAACAGUUUUUCAGCGAAGCAACUUUCUUUUUUUUUUUUCCCCUGAACGUUUUUUGUUCUGGAGACGACCUGCGGACUCACUGACACACUCUCCACCUGGACUCCAUGUUGGAUCUGGAGUCGCUGUGAUGUCAUCAGAGGGGCGGAGUUUGCAGCCAUAAAGCUCCGCCUGAUUCUUGGAUGCGAUCAGAGGACGGAGGUCAAAGGUCAGACAGAUUCUGAUGCAGCUGAAGAUGAGGUUUUUAUCGGACAGGAUGCACUGCGAGCACAUCGAUCAAUACAUCUGAUUGAUUAAUGAUUUACAACUAAAUAUCCAUUACAACUGGACACAGUUUAACUCAUUCAGCGGUCUGUUACUGGUCCACAGACCAGGGAUUGGGAAACACUUCCAGCGUGAUUUGAAUUCAAAGUUUAGCAACAAAUAAAUCUUUUAAUCAAUAAAAUGGAAUCAAUAUCUUCAGAUGGAAGUUUAGAUAAAAGAAAGAAAUACUCAGAUCCUUUGCUGACAUAAAAGUAGUAAAACCACAAUGUAAAAAUACUCUAUUACAAGUAAAAGUCCUGCUGAAGUAAAAGUACUAGCAUCGGAAUAUAUUUAAAGUACUAAAAGUAAAAGUACUCCUUAUGCAGAAUGGCCCAUUUGAGAAUGAUGUAUGUUAUAUUACUGGAUUAUAAUUAUUGAUGAAUUUAUGUGUUCACUCUAGUAGCAGUCAGAUAAAUGUAGUGCAGUAAAAAGUACAGUAUUUCCCCUGAAAUGUAGUGAAGUAGAAGUAGCAGAAAAUGAUAUUCAAGUACCUGAAAACUGCACAGUACUUGAGUACUUGUACAAAACUAAUUCAAAAAUCAGAUCAGUCGCCACUGAAACAAAAAUCUGACUGAAAUCAGACGCUGAGCCGCCAUGUUGCUCGCAGUGUGACGCCUGUGGCAGACUUCCAUCGGAGGUCAUUGACCUCUCAUCCCACAUGGGGGCAGCACAGUCAUGAUGGAGGACAUGUUUUGGGGUGGUGGUGGUGGUGGGGUCAUCAUGUUUCAUUGUGAAUGGCGUCAACGAUGACGACGACUGACAGAUUGAUUUCGUCACCUGGAUCAAAGCUUCCUGUCCUGGAGCUCGAGCUCCUCUUCACGGUUGAAAACCUCCACAACACAGCGUCAGAGCUGUUUGCAUUGAGAAUCCAGAGAAGAAGAAGGUGGGUCGUAUGUGGGCGGAGCUUCCUGUGGAGGUGACGGCUGAGUUCAGACAGUCAGCAAUAAAACAAACUGCACCAUGUGACCACAUCUACAACAACAAGUCUUCCUGCUUCUGUUUGUUCAACAUGUUCCAGGUUUACGUUUUGAUGUCGAACACGUCAACGACUCGACUGUCUGAGGUUUAACGUUCAACUUCUCUUGUUGUCCAACAAGGCAACGGGUUGGGCCUCACAGGACCCUGAGAUGCAGCUGAAAGCUCACAGAAAACCCAGUAAGUGGAUCUUUGAGCAGUUCUGUCGUGUUUGGUUAAGUGGACUGACGUGAUGAAGGCAACGGGGCUGUUGAGGCAACUCGUGAUCUGUUGCCCAUCCUGGUUGCCCAACAUGUUGCCUUGUUGCCCUGCAGGUUGAGCUGAUGUGUCAGGCUGAAUCCAAAUGUUCCCCCUCCAGACUCAACCCAGACACAGACCUGACCAAACUGCUUUAAGUUAUUGGGAAUGAACGUACAUUCACAGAGGAAACUAUGUGUGCACCCAAAUCUUAACAAGGACCAAACGAGCUGAUUGGCUGAAACCAACUCCAGUCAGGAAGUGGGUACAGAGGGAAAAACACCUGGUCGAAAUCCUCCUCAGAGUUUCACAAUCGAUUUUAUAAAAAUCGUUUCCACAAUCCUCAAAGACUCCUUGAACUAUCCAGUUUUUUUAAACAGGUUGUUGUGCUAACUUUAGCUUGAGCCGCUGAUUACGACAGAAUAAUCCAAAUUAUUCAGCCUGUGAAUAUUCUGACCUGUGAUCGUUCCAGCCUCAGCUACACUGACAACUAAAAAUCCAGCAUUUGAACAGAAGCUCGUCUGAGAGGGUCAGAAAAUCAGGGACUCCAGUCCAGAGGUCUGGACGUUUGGAUUCGGCCUCAGUCUGAUGGUUUAUUGAGCUGUGAUGGAGUCAGUUUGUUUUUUUAUUAACAUUUAAACAUCAACCCGCUGAUUUGUUCCUGUUUGGAUCUGAAGAAAGUUUUGUUGCUGUGGUUCUGAACAUUGCUCUGUGCGCAGUUUAAACUUUAUUUUUCUCUCCUGAUUGGCUCAGCCCCGCAGCAGUCACAGGCUGCGACUGUUCCCAUCAUCGCCCACCUCUUGUCAUCCAAACACCUUUCACUUCAAAAGAUAAAACUGGUCCAAGAGUUUCAGCAGCACGAAGACAAAAAAAUCAAACAGCUUCCCUCUACUAAACCUAAACAUCCGACCCAACAGCUGAUCUGAGAGCUGUUUUAAGAUCAAACCCACAGAAAUUCACGUAAAUCACAUUAUGGUGGAGAACAUCUCUUCAUGUAGUUUACUCGUGUGCAGAAACUCUGGACCUCACAAUGAGAUUUAGCUUUGAAAUAUAAAGAGCAUGUAUGUUAUAAACCUGUUGAUACAGUGAGUCAGUGGUCACAGGACUCGAUGCUCCGAGCAUGUUAACUAAUUGCACUAAAGAUGGAGUUCAUUCAACACUGACGUCAGUUUAAAAGUAGCUGUAAAGUAUUUUAGAUGAAGUGUUUGUAGCUCAGAUAUUAAACACACACACACUUAUUCAUAUUCAAACAUCCUGAAACGAAAAAAGAAAAAAAAAAACUUCAAUCAGUAGAAAAUCAUGAAAUCAGCUUCUCAAACUCAUUUAUAAACAUUUUGUUUGAAUCAUGUGACCCCUGACGCCGGGCAGAUUUAAGGAAGGAAAUGAAAAGUUUCAUUCCAACAUCAGAUUAAAGAGAAAAAAAAAUAAAAGGGCUGGAAACAACAAUUAUCAUUCUCAGAGUCUGAGGCGACGCCUUCAUAUUUUGUCUGAAACUCAGCUUCAGUUUACUGUGACAGAAAACAGAGAGGGCUAAAUUAUUAUCUGCUGUUCUCCAGUUAAAGACUCUGUGUUACAACAAUUAAAUGGAAUUAACUGGAAGUGUACUAAUUAUUCAUGGUUAUUAUAUUACCUAAUAAUUCAUGGCUUCUUGCAAAGUAUUAAUAGAUAAGAAAAAGAGACCAAUCAAAUAUCAAAACAAAAUGUUUGUCAGUUCAAUUGAUCAGUUGAUCAACUGAUCUUUGUAAGGUUUCUAAACCAUAAAAUCAUGUUUGUUAGACUCCAGGACUGUGUUGUAGCAGCUGUUCAUAAACCCCUCACUGUGUUUGACCUUAGUCAAGUUUUUAGUAUUAAAAAACUGCAACUUUGACAGAGGCAAAAUUAUCUAAACAUUAACUGCAACUCGUUAUUCAGUCAGACUUUGUAUUUUUCAUAGCUUAGUUUCUAGUUAGCACCUGCAGUUAGUGGGUGUAAAUAUGAGCUAAUCUUUACAUAAGAACUAGAUUGUGUGGUGCAACUGGUUUUAGUUUAGAGAUAAAUUUACUCCACUCAGUAAACACUGACGUCAGAACGAACUUUACUAACAGCUGCUACAACCUCUCCUGUUCAGGUUUUGACUGUUAAACACAAUAUAUUUCAUUUCUCCAUCUCCUCCAUUAAACAGAUGGUUAAGUUUUAUUAUAUAGCUCAGUUUUUUCCUAAUAAUUUCUAUUACUAUUCUUCAUUUCUGCUGCAUUGUUUGUUUGUGGACACAUGUCUGAUUUUGCAUGUUGAGCUCAUCCUGCUGUCCUCUUAGCUUAGCAUUUAGAAAAAAGUGGACCAACUGAUCACUCUGUUUUUGUUAUAAUUAAAGCAAAAUCCUAUAGUUCUUUCCAGGAAACUUCUUAUGACAUUAUUUGGAAAUAAACUGGAAUUCAUUACAGAAUCACAAAAUAAAGUGUUGCCAAAACAUUUUACAGAGCAGGCAGUUUGAACCUCAACACGACUGCCGUCCAAAAUGACUUUUUUUUCUGCUCUCCAACAUGUAAAUGAAGUUGUUUUAUAGCAUCAUUAGUUUUCUCUAGGCAGUACAACAACAGCUCUUGCAGCAAACAGCAGGGUGAAUGAGAGUGAAGGAGCAACUGCUUCAGGUGUGCUCCUUUUAUUGAGGGCCCUGAUUGCUGAUAGGUCAGCUCAGAGCCAGGAAACCAAUGAGCAGGUACGACCUCACUGCAACAGGUGGAAACCAAUCUGGCUUGUUAGCACCUGAGAGUGGAGGAGGAGAAAGACUGGAGGGAAAAACCCCCAGACACUGACACGAAACAAAGGAAAUAUGGUCCCAGUUUCGAAGAGCCCUACAAUCAUCACAUUUCACAUGAUUUUUAUGAAACACAGAUGAGGAGAAAAUAUUGUUUAUACUGUGUAAGAAAUAGGAACCAACAAAACUCCAGGGUGAUCUGGUUUUAAAGAUCCAGCUCUGAUGAGUUUCAGGUACAUGGUGAUGAUGUGUCCUAAACAAUAAAUAUCUGGACUGUUGGAAUGAAACGUUUUAAUCUGCUUCAGUCACCAAAUCCCAGGUGUAGGGUCGACAGGUGAGCUGUGGGUUAGGGACGCUCCGAUCAGUGAAUAUGGCCAAAGUCUGACGCCUGUCUAGACUUUGAAUUUGUGUGUUCAAACGUAUUCAAAGAAAUUCAACAUCAUUAUCUGACAUUAAAGUUGUAAGAUGCACUCCCCUCGUGGAAAUGUUAGAACCACCUUUAUAUUAGCUAACAUUAGCUUAGCAUUACGCGGUGUGGUUUGCAUUGGAAUCCAUUUCGACAAAAUUUCAUGAAAUUUAGUUUCAUUCAUUCAAAAUUAAUCCUCUGAAAAGACGAUCACCCCGUGAGUGAUUUAAGACAUUUUGACAAAUCCAAACAAAUCGAUUGAUCGAUUGGAGCGUUCUUAAUUCUGCAUUUACCCGCCAUUUUUCUCAUUUUACUUUUUGGUCGUCGUGGUUACUGCAUUUUAAAUAAGCAACCUUCAACCUGAGGACUGUUGUCCAGCUUCCUUCAGCCCUGAUUGGAGCAGAUGAAGGGCCGACGUUGUAGAAAAGCUGAUCCAGAACCAGUUGCAUGUCCAUGUUUUUUCUGCUCUGUAUCACAGCACGUCAUCUUCGUACGGUGUGAAUAAUCUGCUGUUAGAUUCACGGUACUAAAAACUCUUGAGUUACCUGAUAGGCGCCUCAGUUUCUCUCAGAUGUGACUCUUAAAUUUGUCUUCACACGAGGGACGGCUACAUAGCAAAAAGAACAAGUUAAGAUUUUAGGCCGACACGACUAACUAACUGUCAGGUGUAACACUAGUGUUUAGGUUUUCUCUGCAGUAAGAAGUUGUUUGUAACAUUGAAGAACUUUUUCUUUUCCUCUGGGUUCAUUUUUUUAUAUUUAUCAUUUCUUGUAUAUUUGUUUUUUAAGAAAAAUAAUAAAAUUGAAAAUUUA